This is a messenger RNA of Myotis daubentonii (Daubenton's bat), 915 nucleotides long. RefSeq names its product arsenite methyltransferase (gene AS3MT). NCBI's taxonomy places the organism in Eukaryota, Metazoa, Chordata, Mammalia, Chiroptera, Vespertilionidae. The record is from RefSeq and is a predicted model, not a curated record.
AUGGGGCCUUGGGUGGGCUCAGUCUCUGGAGCUGGCUGCGGGGAACUCCAGUCCCGGAGUCCGGAGACCAAGGAGACAAGGCAGGUGCUAAAGAAAUCCGCAGACCUCCAGCCCAAGGCCUGUGUCACUGCAGCCAGGUGGGUCCCCAGGCACAUCUGGACAGCUCUGCAGAAUGUCCUUGAGGAAGUAGCCCUGAGGUAUUAUGGCUGUGUUCUGGUCAUCCAUCAAAACUGAUGGAUUUUGGACCUGGCUAGUGAAAGUGGCAGAGAUUUGCUAUGUGCUUAAAUGAUUUAUGAGAAAGGGCAUGUUACUGGAAUUGACAUGAGAGAAGAUCAGGUAGAAGUGGCGAAAAAUUAUAUUGAAUAUCACUUGGAAAAAUAUGGCUUCCAGGCACCCAAAGUGACUUUUGUUCAUGGCUGCAUAGAGAAGUGGGGAGAGGCUGGGACCAGAAAUGAGAUCUUGUUUCUUAAUAAACAGCUUAAAAUCAAUAUCCCAAAAAGACAGCUUCAGGAUGGCAAAACUUUGAUCCUUUCGUUCACACGGGGUCAGUUCAAGCACUUCCAUCCCCCCACCCCUGCAUUUGUUUUUAAAAUGGAUGUUAUCCCUUCAUUCCUUUCUUUGCUAUCUGGGAUUAAUGUAAUCUUAACCUUGUUUGGACGAAUUCUGCUGCUUCAGCAUGAUGGGAAGCUAUAUUUCAGUGACGUCUCUGCUAGCCUUGAGUUGCCAGAAGAAAGCAGGACACAGUUUUCUGGGGAUCACAUCACAGAGCCAUUCAAGCUUGCAGAAAAGUCUGACAAUGCAAAGUCCGAUUGUUCCCCUGGAGGCUGCUGAGGCACAAAGAAAAGCUCCUGCGAAGACGUUGUCUGGACGCUAAGGAAUGAGUUACGUAUGUCUUUUAACCUGCUCUUCCCAUAG